Messenger RNA from Apis mellifera (honey bee), 616 nucleotides. RefSeq lists its product as uncharacterized. The record is from RefSeq and is a predicted model, not a curated record. NCBI's taxonomy places the organism in Eukaryota, Metazoa, Arthropoda, Insecta, Hymenoptera, Apidae. The transcript is spliced from 2 exons. The annotation marks the transcript as partial.
UCUUUUUUUUUACUUUAAUACAUAUAUUUCAUGUUUAAAUUUAAAAUACAUUAAUAUUAAUUAUUUUAAAUAAAACAUGAAAAAAGACCGAACAAAGUUACUUAAUGCCAGUACAUCAUACAAUGAAUUUUUUGUGAAACCUUAUGGAUUUUGUUGUGAUAUCAAAAAUUAUGAUCCAAAAUUAAGUGCAUCGAGAAAAAGAUCCGUGCCACUUUUUUCUUCAAGCGGUUUAUCUGGUGGAGGACCUGAUAUUAAAAUUCGUAUCCAAGAACAUGAUGAUAUUCUAAAUUUCAGUCCACGAAGUACUCAAAGAAAUGUUCGAGACCGAGUUGGUCUUCGAGGUAAAUAUCUUCGAGGCGUUGACAGACAACUUGUUGAUAAACGUCUACGUCGAGGAAUUGAAUUGCAAUCUUUGGCCGACUUAAUCACAUCUAGACGACUUAGAGGACCUCUUCAAUGGUACUUAGAAGAUGAAAUAGCAGCAGCUCGAGAAAUUAUGAUGACUAAAAAGCAAGAAAUGUAUCAUGCAGAAAUGAAAAAAAAUAUUAAAAUUGCUAAGCAAAAAGAAAAAAGAAGACGACGAAGAAAGAAAAAAAUAUCAAGCAAGAAAAAAGAU